GUUACAAAUAUGGAAAACAAAAAACCAGGGGAAGGGAUUCGUUCUAUGAGAUCUACUACAGCAUUCAGAGUUAUAAAUUUUGAGCUGUAUGCAAAACCUAAUAUAGUUAUAAUGAGCUUAGGUCUGACUUGUUUUGGACUUGCUUUAGGUUAUAUUGCCUAUAUGAGACAAAAAUACGAAUCUAUGGGCUACUAUGCUGCAGUUAAUGAAGAUGGAAAGGAAAUAUUCGAGAAAAAGAAAUCUAAAUGGGAUUAAACAUUGUGAGACAAUCUGAGACAAUGCAAUAUCAAAAUGUUUGUGCAGGCUGUAGGUAAUAGGUAAGGCAAAUAAUAUAAUGAUAAGUUAUUAAGAUUGUUAGCGAAUAAAAUAUAUUACUUUUAACA
Aricia agestis (brown argus) is the source of this 383-nucleotide messenger RNA. Its product is annotated as small integral membrane protein 8. The transcript is spliced from 2 exons. The annotation marks the transcript as partial. NCBI's taxonomy places the organism in Eukaryota, Metazoa, Arthropoda, Insecta, Lepidoptera, Lycaenidae. The record is from RefSeq and is a predicted model, not a curated record.